This is a messenger RNA of Cervus elaphus (red deer), 1999 nucleotides long. RefSeq names its product C-C motif chemokine receptor 3 (gene CCR3). The coding region runs from base 289 to 1365 and encodes 358 amino acids. Gene Ontology annotation, cellular component: cytoplasm; membrane. The record is from RefSeq and is a predicted model, not a curated record. Gene Ontology annotation, molecular function: C-C chemokine receptor activity. NCBI's taxonomy places the organism in Eukaryota, Metazoa, Chordata, Mammalia, Artiodactyla, Cervidae. The transcript is spliced from 3 exons. Gene Ontology annotation, biological process: inflammatory response; immune response; chemotaxis.
CUGUGACUCACACCCUUGGGCCUCUGCUGUUGUGGACCCUGACUUCUUGGUCUUCACCCAGAGACUCUGCAGAGGCGGCAAGGUUUUUCUUAAUGUUGAAUUAAAGCAAAGGUGUUCUGACAUAAAAAUCACCUGUUGAAUCUUGGGCAUGGACCAUUGGAGGGCAUUGAAGGGCCAGCACCAACCAACCCACUGCCCACCCCUUGGGCCUCAUCCACAGACUCCUGGAGAAAUAGCGGACAUGGUGGUCAGAGGAGAGGGAAUGAAGCAUACAGAGGGACAAGGAAAAUGGUGACCUCAGUUGAUGGGAUUGAAACCGUGGGUGAAGUUGCUGGGACCACACCCUACGACUAUGAGGGGGCACUGCCAUGCGAGAAAAGCAAUGUCAAGGAGCUGGGGGCCCAGUUCCUGCCCCCACUGUAUUCCCUGGUGUUCAUGAUUGGUUUGCUGGGCAAUGUAGUGGUGGUGGUGAUCCUCACAAAAUACAAGAGGCUCCGUAUUAUGACCAACAUCUACCUGCUCAACUUGGCCAUUUCUGAUGUGCUCUUCCUAUUCACGCUGCCAUUCUGGAUUCACUAUGUUAGGUGGAACGAGUGGGUUUUUGGUCACGCCAUGUGUAAGUUGCUCUCUGGGCUCUAUUACAUGGGACUGUACAGUGAGAUCUUCUUCAUCAUCCUCUUGACCAUAGACCGGUACCUGGCCAUCGUCCACGCCGUGUUUGCCCUUCGAGCCCGUACAGUCACUUUUGGUAUCGUCACUAGCAUCUUCACCUGGGGCCUGGCAGUGCUAGCAGCCCUCCCUGAAUUUUUCUUUCAUGAGUCCCAAGAGGAGGCUGGACAGACUAUCUGCAGUCCUCUUUACCCAGGGGAUAAUGAAAAUGCCUGGAAGCGUUUCCAUGCUCUGAGAAUGAAUAUCCUGGGUCUCGCGCUGCCUCUGCUCGUUAUGGCCAUCUGCUAUUCAGGAAUCAUUAAAACACUGCUGAGAUGCCCCAGUAAAAAAAAAUACAAAGCCAUCCGGCUCAUUUUUGUCAUUAUGGUGGUCUUCUUUAUUUUCUGGACACCCUACAAUCUGGUUGUCCUACUCUCUGCUUUUCAAAUACACUUGGAGGCCGACUGUGAACAGAGCAGACAGCUGGACCUGGCCAUGCUGGUGACAGAGGUGAUCGCCUACACGCACUGCUGUGUCAACCCCGUGAUCUACGCCUUCGUUGGCGAGAGGUUCCGGAAGCACCUCCGCCACUUCUUCUACAGGCACGUGGCCACCUACCUGGGCAAAUUCAUGCCGUUUCUUCCCAGCGAGAACCUGGAAAGAGCCAGCUCUGUCUCCCCAUCAACAGGGGAGCAGGAACUCUCUGCUGUAUUCUAGGUCAGAGGCAGAACAUUGCCUACAGAAGAUGCACAGACCAGAUGAAGCCAACAUAUUGACCUCUUCACCAGUCCUUUGAACUUCCAGCACAAUGGCUGAACUCUUGAAGCCAUUAAAAUAUAUACACAAUGGUGAUGGUAUAUCUAUGCACCCCAAAGUCAUUACCAAAGGUCAACGCCUGAGCAAUGACUUAUUAUGAACCCUGAAAAGCAGAGCUUUGCUUGAUCCACUCAAGUCAUGUAAAUUUUAAUGCACCUGAAUGUUAGAUGGUUACUAUAUGCAGCUACAACUAGUCAAGCUUUUUAUAUCUUAAACCUUAACUUCAGCCAGUUAUGGAUAUAAAUGAAACAUAAUAAACAUAAAUGAAAUAUUAAUAAAUCAAUUACAUUUCUUCUUAUUACAAUGUAAUAAAUCAGUUUAUUGCAAGAACUGAUGCUCAAGCUGAAACACCAAUACUUUGGCCACCUGAUGCGAAGAGCCAACUCAUUGGAAAAGGCUCUGACACUGGGAAAGAUUGAAGGCAGGGGGGAGAAUAGAAGAGCAAUUUGGCAUUUUCAGUACAGAGAAUAACCCACUCCAGUCCUCUUGCCUGGAGAAUCCCAUGGACAGAGGAGCCUGGUGGGCUGCAGUCCAC